CACGGUAAAGGUAAGGGUGGCUCUAGGGUGGCAGGCAAGCCCCGAUUCCAGUGGAUUCCAGGCCUCGGUUAGUCGUGCGAGGUGCGAGGGUCGCGCAAGCUCGUAAGCUCGUCGUCACCGUGCUCGUGCUCGUUGACGCCGCCGCCUCAACCAGCCUCGACGAGCAGCUGUCAACGAAAUUGCUGCCCAAUUAUAAUAUCUUGUCCAUCCAAUAACCAUUCGACCGAUUUGAGACUGAUAUAGGGAUUCGGAACAAGAGGAACGAAAAGAACGAGAAGGAAAAGCGGCGGAAGACGACGAUGCCAAAAAACGAGCGAAACACGAAGUCGGAUGCUUGGUACGCGAGAUAGUGGAGAACACUCGACGGAUAACAGUGGCGAUAGUGACCAGUGAUUUCGGCACGAUUAGCAGCUUAAUUGAUCAGGGUUUACAAUUUCGGGUUUAGCUAUGGGUUGGGCUCUUACCGGACUCGGAGUAGCUUUGAUCAUCGUCAUUGCUGCUGGCGCCACGCUUGUCCUUUGCAAAAGAUACUGCAUUGGAUGGCAAUUUGGCAUCAGGAAUGUCUGGAAUGUUUGCGAGGAAUGGAGACAAAGGCUUUCUUGGCUUUGGGCACCACGGGAAGAAAAGGUGGGAUUGGUAAAGGCUCAGCAUCCAACCGCCCAGACAAUACCAGGCCUAUAUCGCCAGACUGGGAAUGCCUCUCAACAUCUCUUGCAUAGCGAUAGCGACCUCCGGCUAGAUGCGCAAGGCGCCUUUACCAGAUUUGAGGCUGUCGACAGGGAUCUACAUCCGCCUCUCGGCAGCAGUGCGAUACCACCUCAACCAUUGAGGCCUGCUCCGCAACCACGACCGACCGCUCGUCCGAGGCCGUCGCCGCUUCAGACGCCGAGUACUGUCGACUAUAUUAGGAUGCACGAAGCUGGUCCAGGUCCGUUGACGCCGCCGCCGUCGUUGCAAAGAGGAUCGAUACGAUCGAGAGCCCCCGGUCCGUCCGUGUUUCUCUUUCAGAGCGAACCGUCGAAGAAUCACGACCCCUUCCAGUCGAUCGAGCGUUCCACCUUCGUGUUCGACAAUGGUCCUGCGAAGACGAUAACGGAAAGCAUCCAAAUGACACCUUACUCUAGUCAAAACCACGUAGAUUCAAGAUUAAUCAGGCAAUUUGAACCUCCCAAAGAGCCGGCGUGGCUCAGAUACGGUAUAAGCGAACCUCUAGAUAACCGUCAUGACAAGUUGAACGACGAGGAUGUCAAUAGAAGUUAUGGCAGCUACGAGAUCGUCCAGAGGAAUCAUAUCGCGCGCCCAUACGCGAGGAAUGAAUCCAGAGGGUUUGCGGAUAAUUUCAGCAUGACGAAUUCAUCGAACGCAGCUAACCAGACGAUCAUGGAGUCGAUAUACGGACCACAGACCAUUUCAAAGAUGCUUCAGAACAGCGAGGAGCUGAACGGCGACCUCAAUCGAAAGAAUAGCGAUAUGCAGAACAUCGAGAUGACUCCGUUCAAGAGUAUUUCCGGCCAUCAAGAAGAUAUCGAUUCCUACAUGUUUCACAGCGAUCUAUCCAAGUCGCAUGAUCUUCAGCGAGUCUCGCAAUACAUUCAGAGCUUGCCUGACCUUCCUGUCUACGAAUCCAUGAACGAGCUUCAGGCACGCUCAAAUCGUGAAUCAAUACUGUUCGCAAGCGCAAUUCAAGAAUCGAUCGUAGACGAGACGAAAAUCGCGAACGAGUCUGCCUUGAGCCCGAUACCACCGCCACCCGCACCCCCGGACCCGUCUCAGGAGAUCACGAAGAAGAGUAGCCCAACAACCGGUGAGAGAAUCUUCAGCGCGCUCAGAUCAGUCACCUCACAGAGCUACAUAGAUGCUUCGGAGUUUUAUAAUUCGGUACUCUCCUCAGCGCAGCAAGUACAGCGACUUGCGUUUCCAUCGACAUCACCACCGUUUGUGAAUGAUAACACUGAAGAUCAGGAUGCCGAAUACUUGCAAGAUAUGCGAGAUAUUUAUGCCGAAACCGACCCAGACCUGACUGGUCUCGAUGGCUCGAGACGGAGCUCUGAUCUUUAUAGUCCUGAAUUAAAUCUCGAAGCUCAUAGAACAGCGCAAGAGGUGUACAAUAGUCUACAAGAUCCACCGUCGUCUCCCUUAUUGCUUAAGGAUCACAGUCACGAGUCUUGUACUUAUUUAUCAGAUCCCAGUUUCAUCCGAACGUCAGAGGAUAUUUUUAACAGCCUCGAACAAAGACGUAAAAGUAUAGAAAGACUGAAUGGUAUUCAUGAAUAUGUAGAACUUGAUCCUGCCGAUCCCUCGAGGAGAAGGAAUAGCCAGGAACUCUAUGCCGCCUUAGAGGAGGUGCAAUUGAAGAGACGACUUUCACAGAGUCUGGAGGAGUCAUACCUGGGUUACGCAAUAAACGACUACGGCAACAUCAGAUCGGGAAAUCGUCGAGGUUCGCUAGGUCCCGAGCCGGAACCACCACCCGACGAAUCCAAUUUAAAAAGAGCGAUUAGUUGCGAGAGCGUAUGUUCCGAUACUAGCGUCAACCUGAACGAUCUGGAAGAAGCACCUAUCGUAGGUCACAUCUGUGUUGGACUUGAACACGAGAGGUGGGGUGGUCGCGGAAGCGACUGCGAAGGCGAUCUGGCCAUAAGCGUCUUGGAAGCCAGGGAUCUCGUUGCUGCCGAUGGCUCUCCCGCACAAGAUACUUUCGUUAGAGUGUGUCUACUACCUGACAGGCAGACUCAUGUGCAAACGAGAAUUUAUAGGGGAUGUCCAUCACCUAGUUAUCAGGAGAAAUUUUUAUUUCCUCUCGAUGGCGGUCCAGCAGGCAGAACACUUCUUGUUGAGGUAUUUUCCGAUGAAUCUAACAUCGGCGGCGGCGCAUCCUUAAUCGGCGAAGCCAGUUUGAAGCUCGGACCUGCAGCAAGACCGCCAGCUACGACUUGGCUGGCACUCAGUGGACCUGCCUUACCUACUCCGCAUCUAGGAGAGUUGAUGUUCUCUCUUAGUUACUUGCCUACGGCGGAGAGACUCACCCUCGUAGUAGUUAAAGCGCGGAACUUGCACGGAACAAGUUUAUCUCCGGGUGAUUUUUUCGUCAAGGUAUACCUACUUCAACAAGGGAAAAAGAUGCAUAAGAAGAAGACAUCCGUGAAAAAAGGCGAGAAAAGUCCAAUUUUCAACGAGGCGAUAAUAUUCAGUGUGCCAGCGCACGCUUUACAGACUAUACAGCUGAGAUUGACGGUGGCGGAAUUGAACGGAGAUCAAGGUACAAAUUCAAAGGCAUACUCUGUAGGACACAUUAUUGUAGGAUCUACCUCGACGGGAAAAGCGCUGGCUCAUUGGAGACAAAUGUUAACGGCCUUGCGACGCCCGGUUGCUAUGUGGCAUCCUCUCAGGAAGUAGAAACAGAACCGCGUUCCAUUUAAAAAUAACCAGAAAACUGCGAUUUGCGAAACAAUCCUAAAAUAUCACUUUUAAUCCUGAAUGCUCUCGUAUAGGUGUCACAUACCCUUUCUUUGAUAUAUUUAAUAUCGGGAAGGAUACGCACAUGUAUAAUCUGUGUAAAAUAAGAUAAAGUUUCACGGAAAUGCGCAUUACAAGCGUAUAUCCUAAAAUCUAUUUACUGUUAACGGUCGUUUAGACCAUCGCGUCGCAAUAUUGUUGAUGACGGAAUUUAUGAGCGAAAUUGUAUGCACACUACUGUAUCGCACGAACCAAUACUAAUUACUAUCGCAAUUAUUCAGUUAGUCAAAUACUGAAUUCAUCAAGCACGAAUGAGCUCCAAAGUGAUCCGCACCAUCGUUUACGUAAAUCGUGAUAUGGACAAUUAGAAUGGUUUGAGUAAAUUUUGCAUUUAGAUUGUUACUUGAAAAAUCGUGCAAAUUGCAAUCAAUUGCAGCAAUUAAAUCUUCCUUCUAAGUAUUAGAUAGGUAGACCUAUUUAAAGGGAUUCAACGCGGCCGACUGAAAUGCCGACUGAAGCAAAAUUUAUGUGUUCUGUUACAUAUCUCUUUCUAAGCAAUUAACUCUUUUAAAGCAAUUAAUUCGUUUUGGAUCCCUUUUACGAAUAUUUUAACUGUAAGUUUCUCUCUCUCUUAGAAAUUAGAUUAUAAACUAAUCUACAGAACUAAACUAAACUAAAUUAAACUAAACUAAACUAGAGACUAACAAACGCUUAACGCUAUACAACUUUAAAACCGAUCAUGUAGUUGUUAGCAAAACAUUGAACUUUUUAUUUAUUAUUCGCUAUAAUUCGCUUAUUAUUCACCCCCCUUUUUAGAAACAAAUAAUUCAUAAAUUUUGAAUUUUUUCUAUAUUAUCGAUCGUUUUUUCUAUGCUAAUAUAUAUGCCAAACAUGUAUGAUUAAAUAAUUACUAUUUAUAAAAUACAUAAAGCUGAUGCACACUUAUCGCCAUAGAUGGAAAAUGGCAGGAUGUAUUUUUUCACGAACAUGUUAACCGAUCAAUUGAUUACAAUCCAUUCCAUGUUCAACGACGAGGCGAUCCAUGCGACGAAAAAUCAAAGCCCGAUUACAGUAUUCGAUGAUGUCGGAAUUAUUUUGAGGCUGACAAGACUCGUAGUAGAUAUGAUGAUUUCGUUACAUCCAUAAAAAAAAAAGUUACACGAUCCUACAUAAUCGCCAUAACUUCCUGAUAAAUGUUACAUGUUGAUUCUUUGGACGAUACAUUGCCUUUUAAAAACUAAGGGUCACAAGUUUUGACGAUCACUAGAGUUUAAUGUAGGAUUAGCUUUAAGAAUAUCAUAAAUUAGCAUGUAAGGGAGAUGCUAGACCUUUCUAUAUAAUAACUGCUCCUUAAAGAAUCGCUGCUGUAUGUUUUAGUGACCCAUACAUAGCGUGCGUGCCUGUACCUUCGCGAUUUACACUUCGAAAAUGUUUUUAAAUUUAUUCAGCACAGAUAAAAAAGUUUAAGUGCAGAGUUUAUUAGGCUUUGAUAAUAACCAAGAAUGAAUGUCAGAUAAUAUCCUUGUAAAUAAUAGAUGAAUUAUAGAGAACUGAUGGGAAUUAUUCUGUAAAAUGUAGUAUUCAGUUUCUAAUUAGGAUUAAUUCAAUUUUGAAAUCUUCU
Messenger RNA from Temnothorax curvispinosus, 5077 nucleotides. RefSeq lists its product as uncharacterized. NCBI's taxonomy places the organism in Eukaryota, Metazoa, Arthropoda, Insecta, Hymenoptera, Formicidae. The record is from RefSeq and is a predicted model, not a curated record. Gene Ontology annotation, biological process: regulation of calcium ion-dependent exocytosis; regulation of dopamine secretion; calcium-ion regulated exocytosis. The transcript is spliced from 15 exons. Gene Ontology annotation, molecular function: calcium-dependent phospholipid binding; SNARE binding; clathrin binding. The coding region runs from base 448 to 3396 and encodes 982 amino acids.